This is a messenger RNA of Gastrolobium bilobum, 1252 nucleotides long. Its product is annotated as UPF0496 protein 4-like. Lineage: Eukaryota; Viridiplantae; Streptophyta; Magnoliopsida; Fabales; Fabaceae. The record is from RefSeq and is a predicted model, not a curated record. The coding region runs from base 127 to 1128 and encodes 333 amino acids. The transcript has a single exon.
UUGAAGUUAUAUUCAAUAAACCAAACCUUCAAACCUUAGUAUCUGAAUUCUAAUUGUCAACACACACACACACACACACCAACCCUCACAAAGUUAUAGCGCUUCUCUUUGGGUUGUAAAUUGCCAAUGGUACUCUUGGUACAGAAAUUUGCAAAACUCUACACCAAGCUGGAGAAUCACCACCACCAUCACACUCACACUCACAAAGACCGUGAUCACCAUCAAUCUGAUGAAUUAUCAGCUUCCCUGCAGGCAUUUCGAUCUGAAGUUUCAACAUUCAUUGGCCAAUUAGCAUUGGAUUUGAAACCCGGAUCAGAGAUCCUGUCCUUGUCCUGGAUUGAAAAAUGUUUUGGUCUCUUAUCUAUCACAAAUAAGGCUUUUGCAAAGCUUGUUGUGGAUAUAGAUUACCCAAUGAGUAUAUGGGAGGUUGAUUCUAUUGAAAGGUAUCUCAGCUAUAGCUUGUGUUUGGUGGAGCUUUUCAAUUCCAUUUCUUCUUCUCUUUCUCAUCUUGGACAAGCUCGGCUAUCUCUGUCUCAUGGUUUGACACUGUUGGAGAAUUCACCAUCUUUGGCCACAAGGCAUCUCAAAGCAAUUCAGCCAGGUUGUUUUAGCAACAAUUUUGGUAAAGAGUUUUACACAGAAGAUGAUAAAGCAAGUAUUUUCUCUGGCAAGGAAAGGGUUGUUGAUGAAGCUGUGAAGGAAAUGAAGAGUAUUGGGUUCUGGGUAUGUGGGAUUCUGUUGUCUGGUUUGUGCAGUGAUGGUAAGCCAUACAUGGAGCUUAGGAAAAUGGCAGGUGGGUUUGAUGGUUCUUCAAUUCUCACACUUGAUUCCAAAAUCUGUGAAGAGUUGAUGGAGAAAACUCCUAUGUUAAAGGAGGUAAAAGAGAUAAAUGAUGCUGUUGCUGAUCUUCUUGAAGCUUCAGAUGAAGUGAAACAUGAUGCAGCCAAGGAAUUGCAGACAAAGCUGCACGUGUUCGAGAAGCUAUCCGAUGUUGUAAAAACGGGGGUGGAUGAAAUGUUUAGCAAGGUAAUGACUCAGAGAAGUGAUUUAAUUGAUUGUUUUCGACAGAAGGAAACAACCCUGAAAAUCCGUUGCUCGAUUUCCCAUGUGAAGAUGAAUAAGCCGUAAGUUUUGUAAUGUUUUUAAAUUGUAUAAUUCUCAUCCAGUCAUGUAAAUACUAAAUAGUGGUGAUUUCUUUGUACUUUAGUAGUAUAAUGUCUAUAAAGAAUAGUCAAAUAUACGAUUCAAAAUG